Symbiodinium sp. CCMP2592 is the source of this 1815-nucleotide messenger RNA. The record is from the annotation of a GenBank genome assembly. NCBI's taxonomy places the organism in Eukaryota, Dinophyceae, Suessiales, Symbiodiniaceae.
AUGUUUUUGUGCAUCUCCUGCCCUGCAGCGAUGGCCAUGCGACGCCGCAAAGGAAGUUUGCCAUUGUUUUGCGUGAUUUGUGCAGCAGCUUGUUUCUGCUUGGCGCCGACAGACUUCAUCCUGUUGCCACAGGCAUCCACAGUCAGUGGCACAGCGAAUCACGGUGGAGGAAACCAGUUCAUUGGACGCAGUGCUGCAAUGCCAGUGAGUUGCGGGAGGCGGCUCAGCGCGCCACCGACCAAACUGAAAGCGUUGCCGCAGCUUCGAGCUGUGAUACAAUGGGCAAUGCAUGCUCAGUCCAACAAGACAGUUGACAUUCGCGACAUACGAGACUUUUCCCUGGCUCUUGCAGGCUUUGUGGUGUCUGCUGCAGGCUUUGUGGUCUCGUACGCCUCCUCGGACUUUCGCAUGAAGCGUUUGGCCGUAAAGAAGUUCAUGGCGCUCUAUCGGCCGCCAAGGCCGAAGAGCAAAGUUGUUCACCGCGAGACCAUGACAGCCAUCAAGAACCGCGUUCAGAACUGGAAGCAGGAGGAGCAUGCGACCAUCGUGAGUGGCCGCUACAAAUGCGGGAAGACAGUGGCCGUGCAAGAGGCCUUGCGCGGUGUGCGCGGAGUGUGGGGCUUCACGAUCGAGGUGGAAGAUUGGAAGCCCGUCCUGUACCAAGAGCUUGGCGUGAAGGACUCCAACAUGUUUCGUGAGGUGCUUCGUUGUGUCCGCACCAAGUUGCAGAAGAAGAAGUAUGCAAACAACCUGACUCAAUAUCCCAUCCUGCUUCUGGACAUUCCUCGAAGCGCCAAAGGAGGUAUGGACUUGGUCUCCACCGCGGCGAAGGACAUGUCGAGUGAUUCGAGCUACAAUGCACCGGCACAUGCUGUGGUGGUCGCCUCGUCUGCUGCCUCGGCUCAGGCGUUUGAUGCCGGCGGCCGCAGAUUCGACAUCUGGGUGGGCGACAUGACCCAGGGAGAGGCGACAGAGAUGCUCGAGAAGCACGAUCACAAGUCGGACGCGGCAGAAAUCAUUAACAAGUGCGGCCUCCGCGCUGGUGAUUUGGUGGAUGCAUGCAAUGAUCUGAAGAAGGGAGAUAGUCUGAGCGACAUCCAGACGCGUUUCCAAGAGAUGGCCGUCAAGGACGUGGUGAACUUCAUGAGUCUCACGCUUGAUGGAAAGCCGGUCGGCCGGCAGAUUUUGAAGGCGCUGCUUCAAAGCUCAGGCGCAGGCAUUAGGGCAGUCAUUAAUACUACUGCGUAUGAGCCGAGCGAGAUUGCGAAGCUCAUUCGCGAUAAGAAAGCACAUGCCAUCAUAUGGCAUCCUACAGAUAUGCUCUACAAGUUUGCUUCGAGCUUGCACGCGAAAAUCGCCAAAGACAAGAUGGCCCUGAUUGACAUGCCUGGUGAAAAAGAUGUCCUGAGCUUGCUUUCGUAUUGUGCUGCCUCAUGGUGCACUGAUGUGUUAUUUGAUGUACAAUUACGUGUUCCUUUUUGUUUCGUAUUUCCCUUGGAAUAUUUUGUAUUCUCCUUGGAAUACAUUUAUGUUGCGACAAGAAUGUAUUCUCAGGUGCACUUUGCACCAAAACAGUUCAAAAUAGAAUGCAGUAUAUCAGAAUUAUAUAAAGUCCGCACGCUGCACGUGCAAACCCCGCAUGCCGCACGUGCAAACCCCGCACGCCGCACGUACAAGCCCCGCACGCCGCACGUGCAAAGUCCGCACGCCGCACGUACAAGCCCCGCGCGCCGCACGUGCAAAGUCCGCACGCCGCGCGUGCAAAGUCUGCACACCGCACGUGCAGAGCCCGCGUAUCUGAUGAUUAGAAUAUAA